Molecule: messenger RNA, 3290 nt
Organism: Aphidius gifuensis
Lineage: Eukaryota; Metazoa; Arthropoda; Insecta; Hymenoptera; Braconidae
Product: WD repeat-containing protein 47
Exons: 10
Coding region: 288-3029 (913 amino acids)
Molecular function (GO): protein binding
Source: RefSeq, a predicted model, not a curated record
UAUUUAUACCAGAUUUGACAAUUGUUGACAUCAUUAUUGACUCAACAAUUGACAGAGUGUCACUCUGCACUGGCCUUUAAUGUUGUGUGUUUAAAAAGUCAUCUCAUUCAAAACUAUUAUUUUGGUUACUUCUCUGUAAAUUCAAUUUUUAUUUCACGUAUAUCUGAAGCAUAAAAAAUUACAUCUAAAAUCAAAUCAUUAAAAAUUUAGCUAGCAUUGUAUAUAAAACAUGGAUUUGAAAACGAGAAAUUGAUGUAAUUUGUCCCAGGUCAUAGAUCCAUUACGCAAUGCCCGCGUACAUGACGCUACGAGAGGAGGAUGUUAUCAGAUUGACGCUUGAAUUCUUGUACAGUCGAGACCUCCAUAUAUCGCAGCUUUCAUUGGAACGUGAGACGGGCGUAAUAAACGGUCAGUUCAGUGAUGAUGCGCUCUUCUUGCGGCAAAUUAUUCUGGACGGGCAAUGGGAUGAUGCUAUUGAAUUCAUUCAGCCACUGGAAACCCUUUCGGAUUUCGAUAUGAAAAAGUUUAAAUAUGCAAUUUUACGACACAAAUAUGUAGAGCUCCUUUGCAUAAAGUCUGAAGCAAAUCUUACAAUAGAAUCAGAUGGAAGUGUUGACAGUGCAGUGCAAGAAGUCGUUCAUGUUCUCAAUGAAUUAGAAAAAGUUGCACCAACAAAAGAAGAUUACAGCAACUUAUGCUUGCUUUUGACUUUACCAAGAUUGACCGAUCAUCAUCAAUUCAAAGAUUGGAAUCCUAGCAAUGCCAGAGUUCAGUGUUUCCGCGAAAUCUAUCCACUUGUCGAACGAUUUCUGCCUGGUGAUAGAAAUCCAGAUUCAAAUCCUUCGAUUGCUUUUGCCAAAAAUGAUCGACUAAUUCAGUUAAUUAUAAAAGGUGUACUCUAUGAAUCGUGUGUGAACUAUUGUCAGGCGAAAGCUACUGGAUCUCAAGAAAAUGUCCAGGUGGAAAUGAAUUUUUCGACAUUACUAGAUGGUUCAAUUGGUUUCAAUGAUUCUGAUUUGAGUCUCCUUUCCUGGCUGCAAAGUAUUCCUUCUGAAACAUUUGCGAUACCGUUUGCACAGAAAACACUCAAUGUAGAUGUGGAUAAACUUGAACGACCUUCUCUGGAAACGUCGUGGACUGAGCAUAUGUUAAUUACGCCAAUCAAGCCUAAGACAUUUCCUCAUAAUGCUAUGCCAUUUACGAGACCUAGAUCAGCAGCAGACAUGAUGUCACGCAGCUUACUGCCCACACUAGAAGCAGGGUUAGGACCACGAAGUCCUGGUCCAAAAAAUUUAACUCUUUCAUCUACUGGAUUUAUGACAUUGUCUACAGGAGAUAUAAAUCCUAUGUCACGAUCAUCGUUUGCAAGUUUUCAUUUGAAUGGUUUAAGAUGCAAUAAAAUUAUGAAUACGAGUGUCGAUAGACUAUUUGAGAAUGAGGGUGAUGUAUUUCUCAGUUCAAAUUUUGGAGAAUUCCAACAAUUGCCUUCAAUUCAAGAAGUUAUAAGUAAUCCUGACCAAAUAAAAGUACCGGAUAAGCCAAGAGUCCAGUCAAAAAGUCCUGAUGGCAGGAAAACUUCUCCUUCAACUUCUUCAACUCCUGAGUGGUGCAUAGGCCGUGAUUCACCAGCUCCAUCAACAGCAAGAAGUUCUCGUCGAGAUUCUCUGGUUGAAAAACCAACUGGCUUAGCACUGAAAAUUUCAGAACCAUCGUUAACAGCUGGUGAAGAUAUUGGAAUCUCAAAUGUUAAAUAUAACUAUAAUGGUGAUCUAUUGAGAGAAUAUCAAAAACAAAAACAGCGUUUUCAAGACACAAUCCAGCGGAAGGUAGACGAAAGGGAUGAAAUGGUCCGGCAGUUAUCAAUGUCGACUAAUGUCUCAGUGAAAAACCGAUCACAAACAGACAUACAAGAGGCUACCACGUGUAGAACUGGAUACGAUUCAAACGUGCAUGAGAGACAUUGUGAUAUCAUUAAGAAUAAUAAGGGAGACAGUUUUAUAGAACUUGAGUCAACAAUUGCUAGUGGUGAAAAUGAGAAACCUAAAUUUUUGCCAGUAACUACUCUUGAAGACGUACAGGCGAUUAGGUGCGCCGAAUUUCAUCCUCUCGGAAAACUUUAUGCUGUUGGAUCAAAUUCAAAAACCCUUCGGAUAUGUGCAUAUCCAAAGCUUGAUAAUUUGCAUGAGGAUCGUGAAAUUCAUCAACCAACAGUUUUAUUUAAAAGAACAAAGCACCACAAGGGAUCGAUUUAUUGUCUUGCUUGGACUCCUGAUGGACAAAUCAUGGCUACUGGAAGUAAUGACAAAACUAUCAAGCUUAUGCAAUUCAAUUCAGAGACAUCUAAUCUAGAAGGUCAAGAAGUAGAACUUACAAUGCACGAUGGCACGGUUCGUGACCUUUGCUUUCUUGAAGAUACUUCUAAUAAGUCAAGUCUUCUAAUAAGUGGAGGUGCGGGUGACUGUAAAAUUUAUGUAACUGAUUGCGGAACAGGAACACCAUUUCAGGCCCUCAGUGGACACAGUGGACAUGUGUUGUCUUUGUUCAAUUGGGGUGGAGCAAUGUUUGUGUCUGGAUCACAAGAUAAAACAGUUCGAUUUUGGGACCUUCGCACGAGAGGAUGCGUCAAUAUGGUGACACCCACAACCGUGCCUGGUAGUCGGAUUGGCAGUCCUGUUGCUGCUAUAUGUGUGGAUCCAUCAGGUAGACUGCUAGUUUCUGGUCAUGAAGAUAGUAGCUGCGUUUUGUUCGACAUACGAGGUGGCAGAACGGUACAAUGUUUUAAACCUCAUGCAGCUGAUAUUCGGAGCAUCAGGUUUUCACCUUCAGCAUAUUAUUUAUUAACCAGUGGUUAUGAUAACAAACUUGUUCUAACGGAUUUACAAAGAGACCUGACAAUGUCAUUACCAAGUGUUGUAGUCGCCCAACAUCAGGAUAAAGUUAUAUCUGGUCGUUGGCAUCCAACCGAGUUUUCUUUUCUAAGCACAUCAGCUGAUAAAACAGCAACCCUUUGGGCAUUGCCACCUAUUUAAGAGCACACUAAUGAAUGUUCCCGUUUUUUUUUUUUUUUUAAAUCUUGAUAGUAUAUUUCUUCUAAUUUUUUUUAAUAUUAUGUUUUACUAUAGUUUUUGUAAUAAUUUUUUUAUUUAUGGAUUUAUUUGUAGCUUGCAUGAAAAUGACGAAGUUUUUUUGAUUGCUUCGUGAUUAAAGAUAACUGGAGUAACACUGAUGUAAAUAAUAAGUAAAUAAAAUUGAUUCCGUGUUAUGUUUUUUUUUUCUAUAAAAACUCCCCG